AUGCUCACAAACAUUCGCCAUGCCUGGUCCGCUUUCACGAGGAACCGCAAGGUCUCUUCAGUGUCCUUGAAUGUGGGCUAUGAUGCGUUGAUCUGUCCUUCUCGACUAUUCUCCCCUAUCGCUGGGCGGGCAUUGGGGGCCCGUGUGGCCUCAGCUGCCAUGAACUAUGCACUUCUGGUGAUGUUUUCACGCGGUGCUCUUGGAGAUAGAACGGCCACAGAGCUUGGAGUUUGCCUGUUACAGUUGCCACUGCUGCAGCAACUUGUCUCGUUUAUUGCUCGUGAGGGGACAACUCGAGCAGCAGCCCGCUGCGUGUCGUCGGCUGCACAGAAUGAGCAGCAGCAAGCUACCUCCCAGAGGCAAGAGCGGAGCGCAUUCAACUUGUCGUACCUUGCAUUCUUUGCGUGCUUCUGCGUUUCGCUGUUGUUGUUUCCGAUGUGGCUGUACCUGCUCCCACCGGGGCAUGGCAAUUCCCAUUCAGGAGGGCCAGAUGCCGGACACGCCUACAGCCUUGCCGCUGCGGCGUUUGCCGCAGCCGGCUUGGUGGAUGCAGCGGCAGAAGUUCUUUCCCUGCGGUGUUUAAUGCUUCAUUCACCGGGCUCACGCAGCUUAGCAGAAGCACUCUCAGGAGCAGCACGCUCGGUGCUUUUGGCAGCGGCGUUGCUAUUGCAGCAGAGAGCACGAGGUGCUGGAGUAACAUUAGCAGGAAGCGUGGUUAUGCACCCAGUUGUGGCAUUUGGGGGAAGCCAUUUGUGUGCAUCCCUAAUAUUUCUGCAGUUGCUGUGGCUGCAGUGUCACCGGCUACUUGCAUUCAAGACUGCCGCACAACGGUUGUCAAAUGCAGCAGAAGCAACAGCAGAAGCUAAUUUAGUAGAGACCCCGCGCCUGUUUGUAGCAUGGCCUGCAUUCCUGCCUCUCAGCAAAGGUUUACGUUCAUUCACAACGCCCACCCGCGGGUCCAGCGAGACGGCUGGGAGGGGAUUACCUACCUCCGCCACACCAUCAGCGAGCGUAGGAGGAGCAGCCUUGACAAAGGAACCUGCCAGUACUGCUCUUCAGUGGGCACUGGGGAGGUAUCUAUCGGCGGAGCACUUGGAGCUGCUUCCUACCUAUCUGGUGCUUUUGGCACAGAAAAUGCUACUGCAGCAGGGGGAGCAGUUGCUACUGUUGUUGCUGCUGGAUAGUGAAGCAGCUGCUGAGUAUGCUGUGACGUCUGGGGCAGCUUCAGUCCUCUGUCGCAUCAUCUUUUCACAAGUCGAAUCAGCGGCGUUCGACGGAUUCUGCGCCAUGCAAAAACGGCCUUCUGCUGGUUUUGCUGCUACUACUACUACGGAUGCUGCAGCCGGUUGGGCUGAAUUCGACACGCAAAUGACAACUGCUGUUGCAUGGAAGCAGAAAUGUAAGUCUGCAUGGGUGGAAACAUCUGCGGAACAACAGUUGCAGCUAUGCGGGGGCGUCUUCAAUCCUGAGGCCAUAAUACCUGAUCAACAACUGCGCUUUGAGCUUCAUGGCAGCAAUUCCGAUACGGAUGGGGACGUUGGGAGAAUCAACUGCAGCAAGACUGCCAUUACGGGUGUACUGGGCUCUCGGUUUAUGGCGAUCCUGCAACGCUUGCUAGGUCGUCGUAAGAUUCAAGCAGACGCAGUGCUGAGCCCGUCGCAUCCACCAGCGCUGGCGCUGCUGCAGCUUCUGCUGCUGCUACAGGGGACCGUAGGCCUGGCUGCUGCAGCAGGUGGAUGCCUGUUUGCUGCUCCAGCGUUGCGGUGCUUCUUUGGUCCAUCAACAGUGGCUCCAGGGAGUGGCUUUGUCCAGACUCUGCAGGUCUAUUGCUGUUACGUCUGCUGCCUUUCCAUCUUCGGACUUCUGGAUGCCUAUGCUUCAGCGAGUUGCAGCAGCGACAGCUUAAGGCUGCUAAAGCGAUGCUACUUGGCUGUCACUGUAGUGUAUCUGGCGUUGUUGUUGCCUCUGUCAAUCCGCUUCUCCGCCGCCGUUGGGAUACCGGCGGGGGCAGGAGCUGCGGCAGCUCAGGUUGCAGCGGCGGUGCUUCGCAUCGGCUGCUGCUGUUUUUCCAUUUCAAAAGACUUGGGUCAGGCGUCAGGCUUUGCACGGAAGCUGAAAGUACACGGAUAUUGGACUGCACCACACCAGCCGGUUUCACAAGGAAGCAGUGACUGCAGCCGCCGAACGAGAGCCAAAAGCAACAGCGUCACCACAACUUGCAGUAUCUUGGGAAAGCCGCCAUGCAAGGCUGUGGGGGUAUUGCAAAUUGGAGAUGCGACAAGACAUUGGAACGCUGAGGUGCUGCCAGUAUUGUGGACAAUCUUGCCUCCCGGUGCAAGGGCGCUGGUGUUGAGAUACUCAUGUUGCUUUGUAGCUGCUGCCGCUGCCCGGAGCAUCCUGCGGCAAGCCAGCUUCGACUGUGGAGAGGGCACAGCUGCAACAACAGGCUACGACUUGCAGCAAGUGAUGGUAGGAGGCCGGGCGGUCCCACUGUGGGUAGCCGAGAUGUCAUUGGCCAUUAUUGCCUGCGCUGCGUCAGUUGCUGCUGCUGGACCCCUGCUGAUGCAACAGGCGCGAGACGCGUACAAGUCGGUGGCAGUUGCGACGAAUCCAGCCCCCGACAGUUGGCAGCCUGCUUAA
Molecule: messenger RNA, 2640 nt
Organism: Eimeria maxima
Lineage: Eukaryota; Apicomplexa; Conoidasida; Eucoccidiorida; Eimeriidae
Exons: 5
Coding region: 1-2640 (879 amino acids)
Biological process (GO): dolichol-linked oligosaccharide biosynthetic process; glycolipid translocation
Cellular component (GO): endoplasmic reticulum membrane
Source: RefSeq, a predicted model, not a curated record